Messenger RNA from Symbiodinium sp. CCMP2592, 360 nucleotides. NCBI's taxonomy places the organism in Eukaryota, Dinophyceae, Suessiales, Symbiodiniaceae. The record is from the annotation of a GenBank genome assembly.
AUGACAAUCGCAGGAGCCAUGGGUCUCAAAGCAGUUGCAGCAGCUAAAGCCGCUUCUGCAGCUGCCAAGCAAGCAGCUGCCCAGGCAAUUGCAAUGGCUCAAAAUACAAACUUGGCGGCCUUACAGGCAGAGCAAGCGCAGGCAAAUUUGGAGAAGUAUGUUUAUGGCGUUCCGGUGUCGUCCGUGCCACCGUCUGUGUCGCCCAUGCCACCGGCGGCCAUACAUCCGUAUCCUAUGAAGGCUCAAAUGCCGCUGACGGCGGGAUUGGUGUGCUGCUGCAAUGAUCCUAUGCAAAGUAGGCUGAUUUCUCGCAGACGGACUCCCAGGGUCUUAGCGGCAGACCUGGCAGAGUUUCUGUGA